Molecule: messenger RNA, 4746 nt
Organism: Lytechinus pictus (painted urchin)
Lineage: Eukaryota; Metazoa; Echinodermata; Echinoidea; Temnopleuroida; Toxopneustidae
Exons: 3
Coding region: 12-1970 (652 amino acids)
Source: RefSeq, a predicted model, not a curated record
AUGUCUUAAAAAUGGAUCCAGGUGCCACGAUGGUGGAACCGCCCGUGCGUCGCUUGCCUCCCCUACAAGUUCUCCAUGGUACCCCAGCUCUUGAUCUUGACACCCCACCACCAUCCCCUGGUACCCCACAGGGAGAAUUACUACCCACCAUUGCUGCAACAGCAGCUACAGCAUCUCCAGCACCAAGGCCCCAAGCCCAUAGUACACCGUCAUGUCUACCACAUUACUCAAAGGAGGAGAUCUCACAUAGUGUCCAGAUCCUGGAGGAAUGCUUUGAGCUCUUGAAACCACAGAACAGACCAUGUCUGCGUACUCGUGGAAGGGUAUCAUCAGCAUUCAUUCACAACAAGUAUAGUGUGUCAAUAGCUCAUCAUUACUCAGAUUUGCAUGCGCUUUUGGUUCAGAGGGCACGACUGCAGCUAAUCAGAGACUGCAUGUAUAGGGCAUCGCAGUUACGGGAGUUGGUGACCAGUGUCCAAGGUUUAGUUCUGGUUGAACAGAACACCUUAAAAUCCCUGGAGAAUUGUGAGUGUUCAGACCCAUCCACAAAAUUAGAAUACUUGCCAAGUCUAUGUGAACACUUACGGACACAGCUCAAUGAUUGGUCUUCGAUUCAGCAUCAGCUUCAUUCUGACAAAUGGCUGCAAUUGCUUCUCCCGCAACUCCGUUCAGACCUUACAAAUAUGAGCAACACGCUAUAUUACUGGAGAGACUGCGUUUUGUUGUGGUUGCAUAGGUUAAUAUACACAGGUAUUCGGGUGCUAGCAUUCAACCAUGCAAGUUCAAUGUCACAGGAACUCUUGUUUAAUGUGGGACGCGGAAUGGAGGAGUUCAAUAGACUACUAGCAAGACCUACUGUUCUAUUGGAACGUUUCUUGUUCUUAUCAGAAGCAUCAGACUCGACAACAAAAGAUAGCCCUUUCUUGAACAGAGAUGGUGCUGUACUCUCCUGUAUACCCUACACGUGCAAUCGUCUACUGACCAUCUUGGCAAAGGAAAGGUCACGUCCAGUCGCAAUUAGAACUCUAAAUUUCCUAACGGCCAACUCUAAGUUGCUUUGUGCUGUCAAAACACCAGGUUUCACAUUUGACUGGCAAGAAUACUUUGAAAGCUUAUCUGAAGGUAGUUCAGAUGAGACGGAUAGUGAGACAGCAUCAGUAUCCUUCACAUCAAGUAGUACUGUUUUAAGUGCAAUGUUGGAUCUCAAAGACCACAAAGCUUUGGACCUAUCAGGGAGGACUUCUCCUCUCUGCCAUGUUGAAAUGUAUGAGGAGGAAUUCAUUUUGAAACUUCUUGGAGCAGUUGCAACAUCAACCAAUCUACUGCAGAGGCAAGUGGUCAAGACCACAAGGGACAAACCCGCCGCAGUGGACACCAGCUGGAAGUCAAAGACAUCAGGGCCUUCAUCAUCUAGCAGUGGAAGUGGUCUUAAAUCCCGGGACACGUCCCAUCGGAAGUCAGUCCGAUGGGGCGAUUCCCUGACCCAGGGUACCCGACAACAGCUCUGUGGACUCUAUUUUGAGCAGCUGUGGCAGGAGUUUGGGGCUAACCUUGGAAAUGGACUUCAACAGAUUCUGUGGAAGUCCAAUGGCUUGGAUCAUGUUGAUGAAGUCUUGGGUCAUAUAUUGCAGGUGGAUGACCUUGCAGCCUUAACUAUAGUUUGGGUCAUGGAGUCGUCUUGUACCAAAGAACAAAAGAAUCGUUUGUCACAAGGUGCCCUGAAGGCGUUGCACAGCCUUGCAACGUCCCUUCAACUCAGGACUGUACUAGCUGUAUGGGACAGAGGUAUGUGUGAAGUGUUAGCGUCGAUGCGUUCCGAUAAGUGUUUAAUCUCGCACCUGGAAUCUGGUCAAAUGGAGAGCAAGACUUGUCAGCUAUUCCAACGUUCCAUCGUUCCUCUUCUAUGUUUUCUAAAGACGAUAGAGCAACAUUUGGUUCCCUCUGGUCCUGGGCAUCCAAAAGGUAGGUGAAAUUAUAGGGUUGUACAUGUAUAUAAAAUGACCCUGAGCCACUCAACCCCCCCCCCUCCGAAAAACAAAAACAAGCAAUGACGGAAAUUAGUUCUAUGUUCAGGCUUUAAACUUUGUUUUUAUGUUUCAUUGCAAAUGUUGGGUCUUUUUUAAAGAUAACGUAUUGCUUGCUCAAAAUGAUGACAAAUAUUUUUCUUUACACAAAAAAUGAAAAAAAAAAAAUACUGGAUAUGCUUAUCUUACUAUUUGUAAAGAAAGAAUAUCACCACUCUUGGAGUGAUGACUUUUUUCCUGCGCUUGUUAUUUGUUUAAGAGAGAGAAAAAAUUAAAUUUUUUAGAUAGUACUGUUUAUUUCUUGUCACUUUUAACCUCUGUUAAGUUGUAUGGCUUCCGCAGCAUUCCUCCAACUGAAUCAGCCCAUAUUACAUAAAAUAUAGGUUCAUGCCCCCCAUCCUGCAGCUAGCAAGGUUGAAUGUAUGAACAAAAAUAAAAAGAAACAUUCUAUAUUAAUGAUAAUUAUGUUCUGCACAGUAAUAGCCUAGUGAGAGGAAAUUGAUGACUAGCUAUUUUUAACUAGUGAUCAUACUAUAAAUGAGAACUAUGGCCGCCGUGUCUUUAGUAACGAAGAUGAUACUAGUGCACAAGAGAUCAGGUGGGGGGGGGGGAAUCUUUGCAAAACAUAUCUAAUCAUAACAUACUAGUGAUCUUGCAUAUUUUAGGGUUAUGAUAUAACUUGGGAAAAAGUAUGUUCAACAUUUUUUUAGUGUAUUUGUAUCAUUGUGUGGGUCAUGAAUGUGAGUGAACGUUUUAAAUGGCACUAAAACUUAAAUAUAUGUAUGGCAUAUAAGCAUAUAUUAAAAGCAAGAAGAACAUUUUCAACAACAAAAAAUAUCGAACUCUCCCUCAAAUUAUCUUUAAAAGCUAAUCCCAGAUAUUUAUGGUAGGUACAGGGAAGCUUCUCUUUUAGAUUUGUCGGCCAUUUAAAACAAAAAGAUAUUGGCCUCCUUCAGAGAACGUUGCCUAGCGACUUUUGAGCCUGAUGGUCACAUAAUAAGGAAUCUUGUCUGAAUAAUCUAUGCAAUGUAUAAGAAGAGUGAACACAUGCAUUAACAAUAUUGGAGUUCUACUUGUAUGCGUCAAACUAGAAAAUGUCACAUACACGGUUGAUGGACAGGUUCUUAUUCACUGCUCAAAUGUACGUGUACGUAGACAAGGCAGGAAACUUUUGGUUUUUACGUUCAAAUCCCUGAUCAAAAUCAUGCAUGAUAUUGUGUCAUAGUUUGUUUUGUUUGUCAUAUUUAGGCUGCAUUCAAGUCAUUGGGUCAGAUGCAUAAAAAGUAGCUAUUGCUUUUGCUAGGCUUUUGCAUGAUUCUGUAUGCGUAGAAAUAAUUUGCUAGUAUUAAGCCAUCUCUAACUGACUAUUAGCACUUCCUUGACGAUUAAGCUAUUGCUAAAAAGCAUAUGCAUAAAGCGAACAUUUUACUUGCGCGUUAUAACACUUGCUUGGGUUUUUCAAGCUCCAUCAGAGCAGCAUGAGCGUUUGCUUGAUCAGGGCGUUUGCGUUUUUUAAUCAUGUUUAUGCACCUGAGAGAAAAUCCCAAGGUGUAUAGUAGCCUACAUGUACAUGUUUUCUUCCUAGUUAGUUUGACACCACGUCUAAGGAAAGGAUGUUAUAUGAAAGAAGCGGCAAUUUGCACUGCCACACAUUUUGCUUUAAAAGGUCCUGCCUUUUCUGUGAGUCAUGUUCGCACCAGCGUCACGUUGCUAUUGUUCAAACCACUAGCAAUUGUUUUCUGAAGGCAAGAAAAGGGUUCAAGUACUAGCAAAGGGUUAUGCAUACGAAAUAAAGCAAUUGCUGAGGCAUGGUCUUUUGCUUGGCUAGCAACUGCUUGUGCUUGAAGCAAUUGCUACUUUUUAUGCAUCUGACCCAAUAUCAUUUUUUAUGCAAUGUUUGAUAAGAGUCUAUGGUCGCAGACUAAUCCAUGUUAACAUAUUUGCAGCAGAAAGUCAUGUUCAGUGUACAUUGUUCGUACUUGAGUGCGCAAACAGCUAAUUGUUGGGAGCCGUGGGACUAUUUGAGGUAUUUUCCUUAAUCAUGGAAGUAGAUUUUCAUCUUAUUAGAGAGUUUACUAAUCUAAUUGACUGGCCCAGAUUUGAGAUGAGGAGGGGAAUGCUUCCUGGUUUUAAUCAAGCCUGAAUAGACUGAGCUGAUCUCUCUGCACUGUUUUUGGUCGAGGGAGACAAAAGGGUAUAUAAAAGAAAUUAGAGCAGUAUGAAUGAGUAAUGGGAGAGGGAUGUGGAGAGGAGAGUAGAUGGAUGGAUGGAUGGAGAGGAUGGAAGAUAGGGGAAGGAGGAAGAAACAGGAUGGAGAAUGGGAGAGAGAGGGGGGGGGGGGGAGAAAGGAAAGAGAGAGAUUGGUGCAUAGGGCAAGAGUAAGUGGAGAGAGGGGGGGGGGGGGGUAGAGACUAGAGUGGGGAAGGUGAGGGAGAGGUGGUCAAAGUCAGAGAGAGGAAAGGAGAGAGAUCUGGAAGAGAGAAGAGAAGAGAGGGCAAGAAUGUGUGAAGAGAGAGGUAAAGAGAGGAAGGAGGGACAAGGGGAAAGAGGGAGAGAUAAGAGAUAAGAUGGAAAGAAGGUGAGAGAAAUGAACACAAAAUAAGGGAAAGAAUGGGGAGGGGGCAUAGUGUGAGUCUACACACUCAAAUAUAAUAAAGUCAAUGAAGAGAGCAAAAAAUAAAGAGAGAAAGAUAGAUUGUAAUUCAGUAAAGAGAGAUCGAGC